CCUUAAAGCCUUCGAAGAACCGCGGCUUUUGCACUGAGAGCUGAAGCGCUGAGAGCUUCGACCCUCCGAACUCCGUUCUGCGCAUUUCUGUCUUUUUCUGUCCGUCUCAGAGGUUCGUGAUGGCGCACUGGGCUGCGUUUGGGCUGCUGGUGGCGCUGCUGGUCAUCACCGCGGAGAGCAGACCGGCCACUCAGACACAGCACGAGACGCUGAGGGAGCUUCUGGGUGAUGAGCUGGCCGACCUGGUGAUUUCGGGGGACGCUGAGCGGGCGCUGGCGGCCCGAGCCCGGCUCCUGAGGGACCUGCGCGUGGACACGCGGGCGAAGGGCGUGUGGGCGAAGAUCAUGAGCGAACAGCCUGGCUCACGCAGACAAAAAACAGGCUCGAAGAAAGCAGGCGGCACCACCCGCAGCGGCUGCUUCGGACACAAGAUGGACAGGAUAGGCACCCUCAGCGGCAUGGGCUGCCAGCCCGCACACUACCCCUCCGCAAGCAACCUCUCAUGAGUGAUUAAAGGACGCCGUUUGGAUUUGGACAAUAUUGACUUAGUUGUUCCUCUUUUGGGGGAAAAAAACCUAAAAGGCGCCGGAUUAACGGUACAGAAGCGCCAUGACCAGCGUUAUGGGGACGAACAUCAUUAAAAACCAACAAAAAACCACACGUAUAAACGACAACACACUCCACGAGAUUGGGGACAGUGGUGUAAAAAAAGAAAAACUCGCAAAGCUGUAUAUUGUCGCUGCUGCUGUACAUUCAUGUACUUCAUUCCAGCAUAAAUGUAUUUAUGUUUUAAAAAAAAAAGGCUAUUUAUAUGUUUAUAAAAAGAGAUAUUUAUAAAUAUGAGUUUAUUUAUGUAACAUUUUGAAAUGAAUGCAAAAAAAAAAAAACUGCAGGUCAACUCUGUUUGUAACUUUUUUUGUCUCAAAUAGUUGUAAAUGUUUUAAAAAUGAUUAAAAAACGUGC
Molecule: messenger RNA, 963 nt
Organism: Colossoma macropomum (tambaqui)
Lineage: Eukaryota; Metazoa; Chordata; Actinopteri; Characiformes; Serrasalmidae
Gene: nppc
Product: natriuretic peptide C
Exons: 3
Coding region: 120-506 (128 amino acids)
Biological process (GO): receptor guanylyl cyclase signaling pathway; cGMP biosynthetic process
Cellular component (GO): extracellular region
Molecular function (GO): hormone receptor binding; hormone activity
Source: RefSeq, a predicted model, not a curated record